AUGGCGUCCAAGCAAGACACGAAACACCCCAAGUUCGGCGGCCUUCCGUUGUCGACGUCCGGACCUCUCGACUGCGCCCUCACUGCAAGUUGCCGCAAUCCAUCUUCGCCCACGCUGCCUGCUGACCCGCCAGGGCUCCGCACUGCUCAACACGCCAACAUCCAGACUCUUGAAGACCAGGUCAAACGCGCCUAUGAACAGUACAGCAGCCGCCCCAACCCCUUGGCCAAAAACACCUUCAUGACGAGCAUGAAGGAGCAGAACGAGGUGCUUUACUACCGCCUCAUUCACGACCACUUGAAAGAGAUGUUCAGCGUCAUCUACACCCCCACCGAAGGCGAAGCAAUUGCAAACUACUCACGCCUCUUCCGCCGCCCGGAAGGCUGUUUUCUCAACAUCGACGACGCCGACAGGAUUCCUGACGACUUGGAUCAGUUCGGCCCCUCGGACGAGAUAGACCUCAUCGUCGUCAGCGACGGCGAACAAAUUCUGGGAAUCGGUGACCAAGGCGUGGGCGGAAUCCUGAUCUCUGUCGCAAAGCUGGUCAUCUACACGCUGUGUGCCGGUAUUCACCCUGCCCGCGUUCUGCCCGUAGUCCUGGACUGCGGAACCGACAAUGAGGAAUUGCUCAACGACGACCUCUACCUUGGUCUCCGAAAGCCAAGAACACGUGGGCAGAGGUAUGAUGCUUUCGUCGACAAGUUCAUCACCUCGGCCAGGAAGAGGUACCCUAAAGCUUACAUCCACUUUGAGGACUUCGGACUCCCCAACGCCAGACGUAUCCUUGAUAAAUACACACCAAAGAUCCCUUGCUUCAAUGACGAUGUUCAAGGCACUGGCUGCGUAACUCUCGCUGCUAUCAUGUCCGCCAUGCACAUUGCCAAUAUCGACUACAAGGAUUUGAGAGUCGUCAUGUUUGGCAGCGGCACGGCUGGCACAGGGAUAGCAGACCAGAUCAAAGAUGCCAUCGCCGAAUCCUCCGAGAAAUCCGUCGAGGAGGCGGCAACACAGAUCUGGUGCGUUGACAAGUCAGGACUCCUCCUGAAAUCCAACAAGGACGACCUUACUCCUGCCCAAGUCGGUUACGCUCGCGACGAUUCCGAAUGGGAGGGCAAGGACCACAGCAACCUUCAGAGCCUGAUCAAAGAGGUCAAGCCCCACGUCUUGAUCGGCACGUCCACUAAGCCGGGCGCCUUCACCAAGGAAGUCGUCGAGGAGAUGGCGAAGCACGUCGAGAGGCCCAUCAUCUUUCCUCUCAGCAACCCCACCAAGCUGCACGAAGCUAAGCCUGCCGACUUGUUCGAGUGGACCAAGGGCAAAUGCCUCGUUGCAACAGGAAGCCCUUUCGAUCCUGUGGAAUACGGCGGUAAGGAAUACGAGAUAGCCGAAUGCAACAACUCCACCACCUUCCCUGGCAUCGGCCUCGGCGCCGUCCUCAGCCGCACCCGGUUGAUGACGCCCUCACUCCUCGUUGCCGCCGUUGGCGCCCUCGCCCAGCAGGCACCCGCCUUGAAGCACGAAAAUAAGGGCACCCCGCGCGAACUCGCCCUGCUGCCCGACGUCACCGACGUGCGCGAGAUCAGCGUGCACAUCGCAAAGGCCGUCAUCAAGAAGGCUGUCGAGGAAGGCCUGAACGAGGAGAAGAAGAUCCCCGGCGACGAUGCCGACCUGGAGGAGUGGAUCAGGGAGCAGAUGUGGGAUCCCGUCUACCGACCGCUGCGCAAGGUCGAUCCCGAAGGCGCGAGCAGGCUUGCCAAAGGGGAGGCCGGCGCGUCUAGCGUGCGCAGACCGGGCAGCUUCAGUUAUCAUUAG
This is a messenger RNA of Lasiodiplodia theobromae, 1812 nucleotides long. RefSeq names its product Nad-dependent malic enzyme 2. The record is from RefSeq and is a predicted model, not a curated record. Bases 1 to 1812 code for a protein of 603 amino acids. Gene Ontology annotation, cellular component: mitochondrion. NCBI's taxonomy places the organism in Eukaryota, Fungi, Ascomycota, Dothideomycetes, Botryosphaeriales, Botryosphaeriaceae. The transcript has 8 exons. Gene Ontology annotation, molecular function: NAD binding; malate dehydrogenase (decarboxylating) (NAD+) activity. Gene Ontology annotation, biological process: malate metabolic process; pyruvate metabolic process.